Messenger RNA from Angiostrongylus costaricensis, 996 nucleotides. The record is from the annotation of a GenBank genome assembly. NCBI's taxonomy places the organism in Eukaryota, Metazoa, Nematoda, Chromadorea, Rhabditida, Metastrongylidae.
AUGGCGCAGGAAUUGAUUCAACUUCAACCAGGAGCACAGGUGGACCUCUUUUCCAACAUGGUGCUAUUUUGUAGCCGACUUACACAAGCCGAAUUGUUUGUUCAGGUAGAGCGAUGGACGAUUGAGAAGAAGCUUGGUGAAGGUGGCUUCGGAGCCGUAUACCGCUGUCGAGAUCCCACUGGUCAAUACGCCCUCAAAGUAGAAGGGGUGGCCGAGCAGAUUCAGGUGUUGAAAAUGGAAGUAUUCGUGCUGACGGAAUUGACAAAACGUGGUUCGAGACAUUUCUGCAGAAUCGAAGAUAAAGGACGAUAUGGAAAUUUCAAUUAUGUGGUUAUGACCCUUGUGGGUAAGUCGCUACAAGAUUUGAAUCGCGGAGGUCCUGGAGGGCAUAUGACACUUGGAUGUGCGAUUUCAUGUGGAAUUCAAUGCCUAGAAGCCUUAGAAGAUCUUCACAAUAUCGGCUAUCUACAUCGUGAUGUUAAGCCCGGUAAUUAUACCAUUGGUCGUGCUGAACUAAAUGAGUUGCGUAAAGUGUACAUUCUCGACUUUGGUAUGUGCAGAAAAUUCACCAAUGAUCAGGGCAUUAUCCGAAAGCCUAGGCAAGCUGCCGGUUUUCGUGGAACAGUGCGCUACGCUCCGAUUUCGUGUCAUCUUCAGCGAGAACUAUGCAGGAAGGAUGACUGUGAGACAUGGUUGUACAUGCAAGUCGAAUUGACUUAUGGUCGACUUCCGUGGAAAGAAAUACAAGACAUGAAUCAAGUGGGUGAAUAUAAGAAGCGUGUGCGUCAACCAAUGUACAUCAUGGAACUGUUUCCACCACCGUGCCCUCGUGAAUACAUUGAAGCCUUGCAGUACAUCGACGGCUUAAAGUACUACGAUGCACCCAACUAUCAAAUGAUAUACGGGAUAAUGCGACGAGCACUUGCGUCAAAUCACGUGCAAGAAUAUCCAUACGACUGGGAACCGGGCGGUCCCACGGCUCAUGUCCUCGGCUAG